UAAGACAACACAUUUAUUUUGUUGACUUCUUUUUGUGUAAAAUCACCUGAUGAAUUCGAAUUCAAUUUACAGCCAGUUAUUUUUCUCGUAAAAAGUUGACAUUCCCAACUUCAGCUAUCAAAGUUAAUGACAUAUGACAGUAUGGGUUUUUGAUUUUAUUGACUGAUUUACGUCAAUGAAAUGUCAAAUCGUAAAUAGGUAAGCUGUUAAAAAAAAGAAUAAUGUGUAAGUUUUUGAUAAUGCCGGUGUAUAAAAUGUACGUUAAUUACUAACAAACCACUCGUGCAAUGAAUAAUGAAAUAUUUGACGUCCUACGAAAACAAUUCUAGUGAAUCUGUAGCAAUGAAUAACGAAAAUCAUGAAACGACGGAAAAAAACCCGGUGGUCUUUCUGGAUAUUAGUUUUGGGCCGGCAAAAGCCGGUAGAGUCGUAAUCGAACUCUUUAAGGAUAAAGUUCCAAAAACAGCGGAAAAUUUCCGGGCUCUGUGCACUGGUGAAAAGGGGAUUGGCAAACACGGAAAACCUCUACAUUUUAAAAACACUAUUUUCCAUAGAGUGGUUCCUUUAUUUAUGGUGCAAGGAGGAGACAUUACGACGAAAGAUGGUACAGGAGGUGAAAGCAUCUAUGGAAAUACAUUUGAAGAUGAAAAUUUUACAGUGCUGCAUGAAGAGGAGGGCAUGGUCGGAAUGGCCAACAACGGUCCAAACAGCAACAAUUCCCAAUUUUAUAUAACUACAGUUCCUUGUUCACAUCUCGACGGUAUUAACGUCGUCUUCGGUGUAGUCAGAAAAGGAUUCAAUAUAAUUAAAGAAAUGGGCGAAGUGCCACGAAAUGGCGACACACCGAUAGAAAAUAUUGUAAUAAUAAAUUGUGGCGAAUUGAAACCGGGAGUUCCCUGGGGCAUCGAGGAACAAGACGGAACAGAAGAUAUCUAUCCUCCAUGGCCAAACGACUGGGAUUUGCAAUCGGAUAAAAGAGAAAAAUUGAUUGAAAAUGCAAUAAAUCGAAUAAAAAAUUCGGGUAACCACUUUUUUAAACAGAGCAACUACGUAGAUUCAGAACGAAAGUAUAUUAAAGCAUUGAGAUAUAUUGACUGGUACUUAGGACUUAAAGAAAAUAAAAAUAUUAAAAACAUAGAAGAUUUGAAAAUGAAUUCGUUAUUAAAUCUUGCUGCAGUGAGACUGAAGAGACACAAGUACAAAGAGGUUAUAGACUUAUGUAGUCAGGUGACUUUAGAUGAGCCAAAAAAUGGGAAAGCUUUUUAUAGAAGAGGACAAGCAAAAUUAGCAUUAAAAGACUACGAUAAAGCCAUCAAGGAUUUAAAUGUCGCAAUUAAUCUGCACCCAAAUGAUAACAACAUCCAGGCAGUAUUAAACGUUGCUAAGAAAAAAAAGUUGAGUUAUUUAAAGCGGGAAAGGCAAUUUUAUGGCAAUUUUUUUAAGUAGACAUUUAAACAUUUCCAGUUUUGUUUUUUGUAUUUUUAUCUUAGUUUUUGCAAUAAUUAAAAAUUGUGAUUA
Messenger RNA from Tribolium madens (black flour beetle), 1518 nucleotides. RefSeq names its product peptidyl-prolyl cis-trans isomerase D. Bases 295 to 1446 code for a protein of 383 amino acids. The record is from RefSeq and is a predicted model, not a curated record. NCBI's taxonomy places the organism in Eukaryota, Metazoa, Arthropoda, Insecta, Coleoptera, Tenebrionidae. The transcript is spliced from 6 exons. Gene Ontology annotation, cellular component: intracellular membrane-bounded organelle. Gene Ontology annotation, molecular function: protein binding; peptidyl-prolyl cis-trans isomerase activity. Gene Ontology annotation, biological process: protein peptidyl-prolyl isomerization; protein folding.